Homalodisca vitripennis (glassy-winged sharpshooter) is the source of this 3937-nucleotide messenger RNA. RefSeq names its product nose resistant to fluoxetine protein 6-like. The transcript is spliced from 14 exons. The record is from RefSeq and is a predicted model, not a curated record. Bases 1 to 1974 code for a protein of 657 amino acids. Lineage: Eukaryota; Metazoa; Arthropoda; Insecta; Hemiptera; Cicadellidae. Gene Ontology annotation, molecular function: acyltransferase activity, transferring groups other than amino-acyl groups.
AUGGAGAGCUGUACCAACAGCAUGUCUGACCCUGUAUGUCUAGAUGUGACGGACGCAAGCGGUCGCUACUCCUCACAGUUCUUCUUCGGCAAUGACUUCUGGCUCGGCUCCCACACGCUGUGUCAGGAGCUCCAGAACCCGAGGACCAACAAGGUCAUUCCUCCGUUCAAGGUCAACUUCCACGUGGCGAUCCUGCGGCUGAGGCUUCCUCACGAGCUCACCCCCAGAGGUCGCCAGAUCUCACUUGGGGUGUGUCUACCGAAGGCUUGCAGGGGUGAGGACAUCUCUGCUCUACUGCAACCCGAGGUUCCAGCAACCGAGGCCGCACUCCUUCCCCAUACUCUACAGGUCCUCAGAGUUCGCCCUAUCCCAGGAGAGUACAGGCUCCUGAGGGAUACGAAGCUUCACAUCAUGGCGACUGUGACGGCAAUUCUUCUGGUGAUGAUUGCUGUCGGCACAGCGUACGAGAAUCAUCUGGAGAGGCAGCAGCGUAGGCGAGAUAAGGCCCCUAGUAACAACAAUGAGGCUGACAACAAGCUGGCCUCACCCCUGGAUAAGAUCUCUGCAGACAUGCGCCAACUCGCCCACAAGGGCAACUCCGACUCUGACAUCUCCACCUCUGACUCUUUUAGAGAACCUGUGAGUGUCCUUGGACAAGUAUUCCUGUCUUUUUCCGCCCUGUCCAACGCCCGGAAGAUCCUGCACUGCGGAGCAGCUCCCAAGGACUCUCUGACGUGCGUCCAUGGUCUUCGGUUCUUCAGUCUUGCCUGGGUCAUCAUGGUCCACACAUACCUUCAGGUGUUCGCCAUCGCAGAAAACAAGACUCUGAGGACUUUGACAGAGAGGAAUUUCAUGUUCCAGACCGUCAGUAACGCAACGUUUUCUGUUGAUACUUUCUUCUUCAUCAGUGGACUGCUGGUGACGUACCUGUACUUCAAGACCCUCCGACCUGAACCUGUCGCCCGACGCAGCCAGGACUGCAGCUCCCAGUUCCAGUACGGAGCGAGGAGGUUCUUCACCCUUGUCGGCUAUCGGUUCAUCAGAUUGACGCCAGCGUACAUGUUCGUGUUGGGAGUGGCCGAGCUGAACAUGAGGUGGAUCAAGAACAACUCAGUGUUCGAACCGGUGUCCUUGGACCAGAUCAACUGCGACCGCUACUGGUGGAGGAACGCCCUGUACAUCAACAGUCUCUUCCCUAUGAAAGAUAUGUGUAUGCUGUGGAGCUGGUACCUGGCGAAUGACACUCAGUUUUACAUUAUCGGAAUCCUGAUUCUGCUUGUUUCUAUCAGGCACUUCCGUGUGGCUGUAGCGGCUUUUCUCGCCUUCCUCGUCAGCUCCUGGGUCGUCACAGGACUUGUCUCUGUCCACUAUCAGUACAAAGUCAGGGUGGAAGAGCCGUUUGCUCUAUUUGAUGAGCUGUAUGACAAGCCCUGGACCCGACUUGGACCCUACCUUGUGGGGAUGUUUUCUGGCUGGUUCCUCUUCAAGACAAAAUGCAAAGUUCAUGUUUCAAAGUUCACAACGGUGGCAUGCUGGGUCCUGUCCCUCAUGGUGUUGGCCAGCCUGGUGUACGGUGUGCUCAACGCUCAGUUGGGAGUCUCUGGUUCUGCGAUCUACGUGGCACUGGGACACACGGCCUGGGGGCUUGCCCUAGCUUGGAUAGUCAUAGCUUGCUGUACCGGACAUGGCGGUUACAUCAACACGUUGCUGUCAUGUCGUCUGCUACACCCUCUCUCCCGCCUGACGUACUGCGCGUACCUCAUACAUCCAGUGCUCAUGGCAUCUGUCAGCUUCCAGAUGGAUGGCCCUCUCCAUCUCCACAACGCAUUGGUGAUGGUGCUUUACUUCGGGAACAUUGUGACAUCGUUCUUGCUAUCAUUCGCCAUCUCCAUGACAUUCGAGGCACCCAUUGUUCGCUUGCUCAAGGUCGCUAUAUCCCCGAAACCUUCAAGGACUAACUCUAUUGAGGAAUAGAAAAAAUACUGGGUAGUGUACAGAAUAGUGUCUCUCCACAAGUGUCUGACUGAGUUUGGUGCUGCCCCUACUGUACUACAUAGUGCCAACAUCGCGGAAUCGAUUGUGUUUAAACCCCUUGCCUCCUCUCAUGUGAAAUACUUGAGUGACCUUCACUUGCUCAUCGAUGAAGCUAGAACGAUUCACUCUCAUUAUUUACUAAUAAUUGUGAAUAAACUGCAUGUUUUGUUGUGAAAAUAAAAAAAAAAUUACAGUUUGUAAAUUUUGUUAUAUUUAUGUAGUCUUUAAGUGUCAUGAGAAUUGCAAUAUUAUUUAGAAUUAUAAUAAAAUAAUAUAACUUUUGUCUUUGUCUUAGUUGGUAAUAUUCGUGUCUCAAAAAUUAAAAAUUGUGCAAGUAAUGUAACAAUAAUAACCUAUUCUUACUAAAGAGAAUUGUAUAAUUUUUUUAGGUAAUUAAGUUAAUUAAAGUGUAAAAUGUCUUAUUGUUGAACUAUCAAAAAACACAAUUUUGAUUAUAUUUUUAAAAUAUACUCGUAGUUGAAUAUUCUUUAUAAAACUAAAUACAAAAGUAAUAUAUUUCUUAAAAUCUUUGCUUAAUACUAUGGUGAACGUGUAUUACUACUAAAAUACACUUAUAUUAAAAACAAUUUAAGUAUAUAUUCAUGAAUUCUCGUGGAAUUGUUAUUCAUGCCAUUCUUUUCAGUUGUGAUUAUAUAAACUUACCUUAGCCUGAAUAUAAAACAGUAGUUUUAAAGUUACCACUUCGUAAAUGGAGAACAAGUAAUUUUACUUAUAUUUUGUUCAGUUUCCUACAUUCUAAUUUGCAUUGGCUUAACAAAUGUUCAAAUUGUAAAUGAAACAAUUCUUUAUAUUCACAAAAACUAGAUUACACAAACAAUAUCCUCUCUAAGAGCCAGCUUUAAUGGCAGACAUCUUGAUUUUAGACUCACCAGAACAAUGUUAUACCUUAAACGAUUUUACAUCUUUAUUUUUGUAUGUCAAUUAUUAACAUGUCUCAUUUUAAAGAUAUGAUUAAUACACACCCAAACACUUGCAAUAUCAUUAAUUGCAAUUCAAGACAAAGGUCUGUUUUAAUUAAAAAUUAUAUGCUUUACAAAAACAACCGAUAAGCAUUUGAAUGCAUAGUAUCAUUAAAAUUAGUCACACGCCAUAUUCUAUGAUCAACAAUAAGAGAAUUAACUGUUUUAGAGAGGGUUAACACUUUCAUUAUAGGAUAAAACUCAAACUGUUUACUAUUUUUAAGAGAACCUACUUGUAGGCAUCAUUAUUUUAGUUACAUAAGAACAAUGUUAAGCCUCAAGCACUUUGCUCUCUUAUUGUAAAAAAGUAUACAUUUUACAAUAAACAUUAAAAGGGUUUGGAUGUAUAUUAAUUAUAUGUUUAAAAUGAGACAUCAACCAUGAUUCUACAACCAAACAUAAUGGUUUAAAGUAUUUGAGGUUUAACAUUAACCUUAUGGAGUAAUCAAGGUCAUUCCACUACAGCUGGCUCUUAACCUUACUUUAUGUAAAGAAUGUGUAGUUCAUAUUUUAUAGUAUGUGGCAGUCAUGCCCUUCUUAUCAAUGGUAAUAAACCAGGAUAGUCAAUGUGUUUUUAGAGUAAAAUUUAUCUUAGCCAUUCUAACAACCAACAGAACAAUUUCAACACAAUUUUUAGAGAAGUUUUAUGGUUUUCUCAAUUAAUAAUGAUGUUACUCUAGAUUUUAAAAUUAUAACAUCUGUUUGGUUGUGAAAAAAUUUAAGAAAAUUACUGAAGUUAACCAGUUUAAAUAAUAAUUUUGAUGAUGAUUAAGAUUAUUAUAACUCUCAUACAAGUAGUAUAUAGCUGUUUUUAUUAAUUAAUUCUGUUUUAGUAUGUGUCUUUAAUUCAUAAAAAUGUCAUAAUUUAUUCUGCAGUGAAUUAUUAAUUGUUAUGCAUUCCUUAAGUAACAUAAUAUACAUGU